CCGACUCCGUAGGUCCCGGGCAACCACAAUCAAGGGAGUAAAGCUGACAUGAAGACGAUCCGCCGAGUGCGCCGCCACGAAACGGGACACUUUAACCGCAAUUGAACGAGUCUAAACGGUGCGUCCACCAUGCGGGGGUCGGCGCCACACGACGUCGAUCCGUCCUAAUGACGAAAGAUAAAAAGACAUCCCGCACUUCGGCGGUGUCCCAGAAACGCCGCGGAGUCCACGCUGCCGCAUCUGCAUCCUCGUCCUCUAUGGCCUCACCUCCUGGGGCCGGAACUGCCAAAAACUCGGACUGUGGCUCUGCUACCCACGUUCUCAUCACCUCCUCCGUUCCGUCCCCUCCAUCCUCGACCGGCCAGGAUGUCAACAACGUCGCCAUCAUAGCCCCUCCUCCGCGCGCCCAGCUCGGAUGCUCGAACGCGACCAGCGGCCCAAGCACGGACGACCGAGGAUUCGUCGAAGGAAGCUCCCAUAAUAACAAUAACGAACAUGGAUUGAAAGAGCGGGAAAACAGCCCGCCCACGGGCCGAGACAGCAGGAGGCCCGACAGCAAGAGCAGCGGCGGCGGCAGCGGCAGCGGCAGCGGUCCGGCGAAACCAACCUCAGCCUCCGCCGCAGCGACGGCCGCCCUCCUGCGCGACAAGGACCAGCGAAUCGGCCAGCUGGAACGCGAGCUGGGGGUCAUGGAGACGGAGUUCUCGCGCCAACUCGAGCGGCUGGCGCACGCCGAGUGCGACGCGGCCACGGCCUGGCAGGGACGGCUGGCGGCGGUCGAGGGCGAGCUGGGGUUCCUCGGGGCCGAGGCCGAGGCGCUGCGGCGGCAGGUUGCGGAGAAGGAGCGCGAGAGUGUUGGCUUGCGGGCGCAGGUCCGCGGGCUGAAGGCGUUCGUGAGCUCGAGCACCCGCACGGAUGGCCAGGCGGCGACAUCGGAUGAGGUUUUUGGGGAUGGCAUGGCGAAGCUGGGGAAUGGGCUGCAGAAUUGGGUUAUUGUGCAUUUUAGGCGGGCUAAGAUUGACCUAUCCAGCGCCGAUGACGAGGUGCGGUAUGAGGUGGAGAGGCUGGUGCCCAUGUGCGAGGAGCUAGUCUUCACAGCCAAAGUGCACUUCCUUCUGUCUCUCGUUUCGCGGGUUCUGGUGGAUAUGGUGUUCGAUUCUUACUAUGUCGGUCUCACCAAGGACCAGGCCCGGGGGUUUCGAUACGUGGAGCAAACGCUUCUAUCUUACGGUUCGCAAGAGACGCUGAAUCAAUGGCGGUCGUCGACCCUUUCCCUCCUUCGGCGUGAAGGAGACAUCAAGAUGCAGGAAGAAACAGAAGCGGUGAUCCAGGGGGUUAUUACGCGACUAAACAGGAUUCUGGAUGGCAUCGCAGAUGUCAAGUCUACGGAAUCUCGCGACCAGGCCCUAAGGGUGCAAGUCGUGAGCGCCAUCGAACUCUCGCGUCUCCUGGCCGUCCAGAAGGCCGUUUUCGACAUUCACAUGCCGGAAAUCCUGCCUCACCAGGAGACCAUGUUUGAUGGUUCGACGAUGGAGGACAUUGGCGGAGAGGACGAGGAGACGUUGUCGCGGCGGGAUAUUUGCUGCGUCACGUUCCCUGGCAUCAUCAAGCGCGGAGACGAAACGGGCGGGCAUCUACAAUAUCGGAACGUCAUUGCCAAGGCGAGAGUCCUGUGCAGUCCUGAGUGAUGAAGCGCUCGCUAUUCAUCCCAGGUAAUGAAGUGAAAUGAGAUGACGGCUUUCUUUGCCCAUCCUUCACUGCUCUUCGGUUCUCCCGGACCGGUGGCCCGGCGUUUCUGCAAUGCACCUCUGCUCCCAUCCAGAAGGCUACACAAAGUCGAGAAUUCCUCAUGCAUACCAUCGCGGGAAACCCCUUCCACCGAAUACCAUCGAAGGGUUUGGUUCCUCGUAUACUAGCUUAUAAUACCUUAUAAGGUGGAGUUACUUUUUUAGGACUCUCCCCGCACCCCUAGGUAGGUAUAAAGCACAAUAAGCAAUCAUUUCGAGCCGCC
Sodiomyces alkalinus F11 is the source of this 2011-nucleotide messenger RNA. RefSeq lists its product as hypothetical. The record is from RefSeq and is a predicted model, not a curated record. The transcript has 3 exons. Bases 258 to 1688 code for a protein of 476 amino acids. NCBI's taxonomy places the organism in Eukaryota, Fungi, Ascomycota, Sordariomycetes, Glomerellales, Plectosphaerellaceae.